This is a messenger RNA of Corythoichthys intestinalis (scribbled pipefish), 2011 nucleotides long. RefSeq names its product astrocytic phosphoprotein PEA-15. The transcript is spliced from 4 exons. Bases 287 to 679 code for a protein of 130 amino acids. NCBI's taxonomy places the organism in Eukaryota, Metazoa, Chordata, Actinopteri, Syngnathiformes, Syngnathidae. Gene Ontology annotation, molecular function: protein binding. Gene Ontology annotation, biological process: MAPK cascade; regulation of apoptotic process. The record is from RefSeq and is a predicted model, not a curated record.
GAGAGAGAGAGAGAGAGAGACGGGAAAGGCGUUUCCACGCUUGGUCGCCGGUUUUCGGUUCACUCUUUAGCGGAGAGCAGUCACGAGCAUCGUCGGCGCGUCCACGUCAAGGCUUCAGUUCCCACGCCGAGGAGCCGCUCUCUCCUCCUCAUCUUCAUCGCAUCAUCGUGCGUCCGGACUUGUGGCUUUUCUCCUCUCGCAAACGUCUGAUUCGGUUGAACCGGCUCUGAUUUGAGCUCACCUCCAACGUCAAGCUUCAUCGCUGCGACGCUUGGCCGCGCGCGAGAUGGCGGAGUACAACUCCCUGCUCAGCGACCUGUCCGACAACAUCACCAACGAGGACCUGGAGCAGCUCAAGUCGGCGUGUAAGGAGGACAUCCCAGAGGAGCACAGCAACGCCAUCGCGUCCUGCAAGGAUUGGUUCACCUACCUGGAGAAGAAUGACAAGCUAGCGCACGACAACCUGUCGUACAUGGAGCACAUCUUCGAGAUCUCGCGGCGUCCCGACCUCCUGACCCGCGUGAUCGAGUACCGCACCACCGUGCUGAAGAUCGACGAGGACGACGAGAUCGACACGAAGCUCACGCGCAUCCCCUCGGCCAAGAAGUACAAAGACAUCAUCCGCCAGCCGUCCGAAGACGAGAUCAUCAAGUUGGCGCCGCCGCCCAAGAAGGCGUGAGAGCGACCGACCGUUCGACGACACCGGGCUCUCGCGGGCGACCACUCUGACGAGCAAAGAGCGUAUUUGUCCUCUCCCGCCCGACACGGUUUUUCACGUUCGACGGUUGUGCCCCGCCCGCCCGCGUUUGGAUGUCUUUGUUUCUUUAUGUGAGCUUUCGUGUCCACGAGGAGAGACCAAAUCUAACUUUUGCGCUAAACCGACACUGUGUUCCGACUCCUAAAUGUUCCGAAAAUUCACCCGAGGCAGGUUUGUGUUUUCAUUAGCUCCCAAAAAAAACAAUUCGACAAAAACAUCCCCGUUCAUUUCAGGUCAUUUGCUGUUGAUUUCCCAUCCAUCCAUGUUGGUUUUGAGAAAAUGGACAGCAAGUGACCUGGCAAUAUCCCAAAAUAAAUAGGAAGCGACUCAAAAUCAACAGGAAGUGACCUGUUAGCAACCUGUCCAUUGCUAUUGACUAUUUUAACACUGACACGUUCUUAAAACGAUAUAUCGAUUCUUUGCGGGGGGCAUAUCGAUAACCUUUUGGGAUACAGAGCAUCUCGAUUCGAAGUAACACGACUUUAUCAAAGCAUUCCCUCCAGCGUAGGAAUCGCUUUUUGCUAAUGGUUUCCACAGACGCGCGCGUCUCUCCAUUUGCUUUUGUCGUUAACGUAGCCGAUCGUAAAGAGACUUGCGCUCCCACUCCUUCCUCCGUUGAGUGGGAAUUCUUCAAACUUUGUUUGGGCCUUCCGCACUGGCGAUUUGUCGUAACAUUCGUGACCCAGCGACUUCCCCUUUUGUCCUUUUCGUUUUCGGAAUGCGCGUGAAGCUUUCCCGCUCGGUCGCCACGGUAACUGUGAGCCAAUCGUCGACGAGGCGCAUAGCAGAACAACAUAUCAACGACUAAUGAUGUCCGAUAUCAAUUUCCAUCGCGAGUACAUAUCAAGUUGGGAAAGUGAGGCGGAUAUUUCGUGAAGUUCUUUUGAUUUGUGCUUCAAGACUGUUUGUUUUUCCAUUUUUUUCAAAUAUGUAAAUAUGUAUUUUGAAUAGAGACCACUGUGUUCAUUUGCUAUGAUUUAAUUUAUUUGGGACCGAUAUAUCGUCGCUUAACGCUCGACUAACCGGCGGCGACGGGAUCGUCGGUUUUGCCGAGGGAAAAAAAAAACCGUCGCGCGUCUCUGGAGUUUGCAUGAUUUGGAGAAGUCAUUCCGGAUUGUUUUCCCGACAAAGUGUUUUAUUCCGCCGAACGUGAAAUUGCUGCUUGUUGUCAUGAUUUCGAGUCAAAUGUAAUAAUGCCAUUUUGUCAUUGUGCUCAAAAGAAAAUAAAUAUAUUUAAAUAUAUUUGCUAACCUA